This is a messenger RNA of Psammomys obesus (fat sand rat), 2993 nucleotides long. RefSeq names its product transmembrane protein 69 (gene Tmem69). The transcript has 3 exons. Lineage: Eukaryota; Metazoa; Chordata; Mammalia; Rodentia; Muridae. Bases 1302 to 2054 code for a protein of 250 amino acids. The record is from RefSeq and is a predicted model, not a curated record.
AUGCGCGGCGGGGCCGGGCGCGCUACCUGCCGGGAGUUGUAGUUCUUGGGUAUUGGCGGCGUCACGUAGCCGCCCGGGUGCAGGGUGGAUUUCAAGCCCGGACCUGUCUUUGCUAAUAGACUUCAAGAAGGAGUCCAUUGGGUAUUGCCUGACAGGAAGGGGCGGUACAACCAUGCCAGAGAAGGGAGCAAAAGUGAAAGCUUCGGCGCCUAGCCUUACUCGCCACUAACAGCCGACGCCCCCAGAAGUUGUACUAGAAGACGAGCUCUCCCAUUAGUCGUCAGCUUUCUGCGCAAAGACACUCAAAUUGCUUGGUGCCUGCUCCUUUGGUCGGCAGAUGAGAGGUGGCGUGGGGACAGGGAGACAUUUACACUAACUCACACAGUGGAUAAAUGCAAGAAUGAUGUGACUUCUUAGAUGACCUCCAAGGCCCUUAACGCUACACCUUGAUUCACAGAACUGUAAAUUUCGCUCCUAGGGCCCUGUAUUCCUCCAUGUAAUUUCUAUGUAAAAGUAAAGAGAUGGAAAUAAAAACAAAAUCGCUCCUCCACUCCCGCCCAGUAGUAAUAAAGAACUCAAAUGCGGAGAAAGAUGUGUUCAGUCGACUCAGCCUCGUUGUUCUGCAGAGUUAAGCAUUCCAGGUCAGCAGAGUAGAGUGAGAUCCUGUCUUUAAAAAAAAGUUCCGUAGACCAAUUCGGCCAAAUUACAUCGGUCUAACUACAAGUCUCCUAGCUUAUUCCACUCCCAUUACUAGGAUUGUUUCAGAAAUUGUAUUCUACUUUCCUGAGCAGCUAGAUAUAUUCUGAUGGUUAGGAGUCCUUGAAUAGAGACUAGUAAGGUACCUUAAAGCCGACCAGAAUUAGGAUUAAUAUUUUAGCCCAGCCUCCGGGGCUGCACAGGUGGCUCUGUGGGCAAAAGCGCCGAACUCUUACAGAAAAUCCCAAUUCACCUCCCAGCGCUAAACUGCGGGCGACCCAAGCCUUUGGCCUCGGUGGGUACACGCACUCGAGUGCACGAACAGACACAGGUAAAAACAACUGAGGGAGCAAAGUGCACAAAACCAGAAAGUGCAGAGUCGGAACUUGCUACCGUAGUUCCCAGCCGGACUCAUUUUUCAGUCCUCAGGAAGUGGGGGCUGUGUUAGUCCAUGGCCGGAAGUGCUGUUUCUGUGAUUGUGGUUGUGUUUAUUCAACUUUUCCGCCGCGUGAUGGUGGCAACACCUUUGCUUUAAAUUCAGCCAUUCACUUAGCUGUAAAAAUACAUGAAUCAGAACUGCAUCUUUGCGAAAAGUAGAGACCAGUAUGCUUCACUUCAUCCAGAAAUUUUCUGGAGCAUCUUCAAAGGUGCUGAAGUACCCUUUUACAGUGAGACUCAGAGCCAGCAGAAUAGAUAUUCUUUCUCCCAAGACAUCUCUUCAGCAGAACCUUUUUCCUUUGUCGCCAAGGACUUGGCUUUCCACAUCAUUUCAAGUGUGUAUGAAGAAGAUACAAUGCUAUCAUGUAUCACCAUGCAAAUUUAAAAAGCAGAAGGAGGCAGUCCUUCCCUCCAGGAAACCAAGCACCAUCACUUACCUACCUGAUAGCCCGAAGCCAGCCUUAUAUCUAACUCUGGGAGGGUUAAUCCCCUUUAUUGCUCCACCACUCAUCAUGGUAAUAACCAAGUCUUAUAUCCCCAUACUAGCUUUUACUCAGAUGGCGUAUGGAGCCAGUUUCCUAGCUUUCUUAGGAGGGGUCAGAUGGGGCUUUGUUCUGCCAGAAAGUAGUCCAGCCAAACCAGACUACAUUAAUUUAACUAGUAGUAUGAGUCCUGUUCUGUUUUCAUGGAUAGCCAUCCUAUUUUCUGAGAGACUCAGCGAAGCCAUAGUCACAGUAACAAUAGGUUUAGGGAUAGCAUUACACAAUGAACUUUUCCUCUUGCCACAUUAUCCUAACUGGUUCAAAGCCUUAAGGAUCAUAAGUACUUUAGUGGCUUUUGUCUCAUUUGUAGUCACUUUAAUACUUAAAAAUAUUUAUCCAGAAAAAGGGCCCAAGAGAUUUGGUGAAAUAGAAAUAUAAAACUACUUUCUUGAUAUUAUUUACAUGUUAGCUAUAAAUCUUAUAAACCUGCAUGUUUUUAACGAUAAAAUUUUUUGUUGUUAUGUUGUGGGGAAUAUGUUCAGAGAGUGCAGUGUCUUUGGAGGCCAGGAGAGGGUGUGGGAUCCCCAGGAGCUAGAGUUGCAGGCAGUUCUGAGCUGGGAGCUAAACAUGGGUAUGUAUGGCAAUAUAUGGUCUUGGCCACUGAGCCUUCUAUCUCUAGCUUGUGAAGUUGCAUUUUAGCAUAUACUUUUGUUCCUCUUGUUUGGCUUUUUUUGUUUCCUCCCAUUGGUAGGAAUUUAUUCCUCUUUUUUUUUUUUUCAUUUCUAAAACUUAAUUUUUAGCCAGAUAGUGGAGGUAUAUUCCUUUAUCCCAACACUUAAGAGGCAGAAGCAGAUGGAUCUCAGAGUUUGAGGCCAGCCUAGUCUACAAAUAGAGUUCUAGAAUGGCCAAGGCUUCACACAGAAAUCCCAUCUUGGGGGAAAAAAAAGUUACAGAGAUCUGCCUGCCUCUGGCUACAGAGUGCUGAGAUUAUAAAAAUUAUUUCUAAGUAAUUCAUCUUGAAAAAUCUCCUAAUUUCUUAUUGUAACAUAUGUGGUUAGCUUAAAUCACCUUUUUGUGAACUAUACAAUCACCUUCUUAAACGUUAGUAUUUUGAUUAUAUUGAGAACAGUAAAAGACAAGAUGAAAAAUCCUCUAGUAGAGUCUAGCAAUCAUGAAGUAAUAAUGAAAAGAACCCUACUUCACAAUGAAGUCCACAAAACCUUGAAAAUAAAGGUAUUUCUGUCAAGUUUUCAUAGCACUGGAAAUUGCAAGUCUAAGUCCUGGAAAUCACUUUGUGGGCCACGCUAGACUGGAAGACAUAGAAAUCUGCUUGUCUUUGCCUCCCAAGUGCGGGAAUUAAAGGUUUGUGCCACUAUA